AUGGAGUACGCUGGAUUCCUUCGCGGGGAAAUGGAGAACAUGCCGUGGGAUGAUGUGUUGCCGCUCACCGAAGAUGCCAUCAUCGGCACCCAGACUCCUUCCGCGCAGGUGCAGGACAAUGAGGCACCCGUAGAGGCGGCAGCAGGUGGUGGCCGUGGCUGCAGUUAUAAGUUGGAGGAGGACCUUCUCCUGGUUGCGGCCUGGUUGAACGUGAGCCUAGAUCCCGUGGUUGGGAGCAACCAGAGCUUAGGUGCAUUCUGGCACAGGAUCGAGAGUUACUACAACGAGAGCAAGACAUUUACAUCAACUCGGAAUAAGAAAUCGCUGCAGGGGAGAUGGACAUUCAUCAACACGACGGUCCAGAAGUUCUGCGGCCACUACGCAAGAGCCCUGCGCACUAAGAAGAGUGGAACGACCGAGGCGGAGACGGUCGUUGAGGCAUGUAAGAUGUUUCAAGCCGUGGAGCAUAAGGAGUUCACCUUGCUGCCGUGUUGGAGGGAGUUGCGCAAUCAUCCGAAGUGGCAAGCGGAGUCGGCGCGCAAAAAACAGAAAACUGCACCUUCCGGAAGUCCCUGUUCGACACAACACGGAGGGUCUUCAGCGGGGAUGAACAUACCUGAGAAGGUCGGCGAACAUCCUUCCACCUGCAGCCCUCGUGCGAAGAGGCCUCCAGGGCGCACGCGAUCGAAAGACGGGGCACGGGGUAUGUCUUCCUCAAGUUCUGCUUCAGCGCCCAUGACAGAUCUUGUUGAUCGCCAACUCGCAAUGAAAGAGAUGAUUGAGAAGGAAAGGGCUAAGAGGUUCGCAGAGUUGAUGGAAGUUGAGCGCAAGAAGCUCCGCCUUGAGGAAGAGCGUAUGCAAAUGCAGAGGGAGAAGGAGGAGCGGGACAUAAUGAACAUGGAUAUUUCACAUAUGGAUGAGGACCAGCAAGCAUACUACAAGAGUCUUCGGCAGAGCAUCAUUGCAGCUCGUCGCGCCUCUUCUGGGCCUUCUGCAUAA
Phragmites australis (common reed) is the source of this 999-nucleotide messenger RNA. RefSeq names its product glutathione S-transferase T3-like. Lineage: Eukaryota; Viridiplantae; Streptophyta; Magnoliopsida; Poales; Poaceae. The transcript has 2 exons. The record is from RefSeq and is a predicted model, not a curated record. The coding region runs from base 1 to 999 and encodes 332 amino acids.